AUCCGGAAACAGGGUUUUAGUUUUACCUAUUUUUAAAAUUAGGUCACCCGCAAUAAACCCUUGUCGUCGUUCUUCCGCCGGAGAUAUCGCCGUGAGGCAGAGAGACGGAGAGAAAAAGUAGAGAGAUUUCACGACGACGGAGUUGAAAUGGCUGAUCGAGAAAGAAGUGGAUCAGAUAGUAGCAGCGAGGAGGAAGAUCCCAAGUGGAAAGCUGCAAUCAAUUCGAUAGCCACGACCACCGUUUACGGCGCCUCCGCCACGAAACCGGCAGAUGCUCAGACAAAUGGAAACGGAGAUUUUCGUCAAAAACCUAAAAAGCUAACACAUGGUCAGAUGAAGGUUAAGAACCUUUUGAAUGAAAUGGUGGAGAAGAGUUUAGACUUUGUGAAAGAUCCUAUCGAUGUUCCUGAGGAUAAACCCGAGGAGGACGACUGUGGAGUUCGGUUAUUUAAGCGCUGUGCAACUGGCAUAAUCUUUGAUCAUGUAGAUGAGAUUAAAGGACCCAAAAAGAGGCCUAAUUUACGCCCUGAAAGUGGAGUUGAAGGAAACUCUAAAGAGUUUAAGAAACGGAUAAACUCUAUUGUUGUUGAUGGGUCGGAUAUUUUAACUUCUGCUAGUGAAGCGGCUAAGAAAGCCUCCGCUAGAUUAGAGGCGAAAGAAGCGGCAGCAAAAGCUAAAGCUAAGAAAGAGGAAGAGAGAAUUGCAGAAUUGAAGAAAGUAAGAGGAGAACAAUGGUUACCUUCUGUUGCAAGGAUAAUGAAAAAGGAAAUGAAGCGUGAAAAAUAUGCGAGAUAUUAGUCUGCAAUGUCGUGAAGGUCCAUCGAGCUUUCUUCUUUUGAACUUAUUAUUAGUUUUGGAGUCUCAUUUAAUUGAAGAAGAAACACAGAAUCAGGCUAGAAAACUUUUAGUGAAAGAAGGUUACGAAAUUUUUGAAAUUGUUAUGUAGAGAGACUAUUUGUUCUUCAUGUAGUGAGAGUGAAGUUCUUCAGCAAUGUUUUCAUCA
Capsella rubella is the source of this 1003-nucleotide messenger RNA. RefSeq lists its product as uncharacterized. Lineage: Eukaryota; Viridiplantae; Streptophyta; Magnoliopsida; Brassicales; Brassicaceae. Bases 148 to 798 code for a protein of 216 amino acids. The record is from RefSeq and is a predicted model, not a curated record. The transcript is spliced from 5 exons.